Messenger RNA from Sugiyamaella lignohabitans, 1518 nucleotides. RefSeq names its product DNA-binding transcription factor SWI5 (gene SWI5). NCBI's taxonomy places the organism in Eukaryota, Fungi, Ascomycota, Dipodascomycetes, Dipodascales, Trichomonascaceae. The record is from RefSeq and is a predicted model, not a curated record. The coding region runs from base 1 to 1518 and encodes 505 amino acids. Gene Ontology annotation, biological process: regulation of transcription by RNA polymerase II. Gene Ontology annotation, molecular function: RNA polymerase II cis-regulatory region sequence-specific DNA binding; DNA-binding transcription factor activity, RNA polymerase II-specific. The transcript has a single exon. Gene Ontology annotation, cellular component: nucleus.
AUGGAACCUUCAUUAGAUUCACGCUGGGUAACCAACAAUCGAAACUUAUCGGAAGGUUAUCAAGAACGUCCAAUUCCACUUCCUCACGAAGAUUUUGAACCCUAUUUUUCACAAUACGCAGAGUACGAUUCUGUAUUAGACGAGUCACUAGCAUCGACUGUUCACGACCUAGCCAUCCCGUCGGGUGCUCCCGCCUAUAGCAUGGAAGGACUUGGGUCCGGAUAUCCUCUGCCACCGUCAUCUCCUCCUGUGCAUCCCUCUCAACUUCAGUCACCCCAAAGAGCUCGUCAUCAAGUCUCUAUUAAACCAUCUUCUCUCGCAAGGUAUUCGAAGAUGAUGAAUUAUAACAAUAUUGCAAUCACUCCUGCUGCUUUAUCAUCCGAAAAUGCCUCUGCUCUACAGGCGUAUGCCAACCAAUUAAACCCCCAAGUUGUUUCUGCCAUGAAAAACCUUGGUGCCAACUCUGAAGUAUAUCUCCAUGAACCUGCUUCUAAUAAUGGGUCUCCUCCUUCUCUACCGCUGGCUUCUGCCUCUUCGCCAGGACCCGGACCAAUGGUUUAUACUUCAUCCUCCGCUUCUCUAUCAGCCUCUUCAUUGAGUUCUUCUUACUAUCAGAAGGGAAAUGCCAGUAAUAGCAAUUUUACAGUGGCCUCGGACUCUUAUCUCGAUCCAAACGGGUUUCAUUCUUCUCCUAUGAAGAGACGCCCCUCUGCUUUGGGCGAAAGCGAUUCUGAGGCUUACUUUUCCUCUUCCGAACACUCUCAAUCUCCAAAUAUCGAUACAAGUCCUGAGAUGGCCUCUGGUGACCAGUUUUAUACUGGUGCAACUCCGGGUCUUGCUAGCAUGAACAUUUUCUCUUCUAUUGAUAUGGGUCCAGUAGACACUUCAGGCUCAAUAGCUUGGCAACCCGUCAUCACUGCUCCCAAGAACGAAAUCUCUCAAGAAAUCAUCAAAAUGCAACAAUCCUCCGGUAAACAGUCUAACAGAAAAUCUUGUCUACCGCCUGGCAAGGUGGACUCAUACAUGGCUGGUCCUAAUCCAGAGGGCCUCUUUGAGUGCUUAUUCCCCAACUGUGGAAAACUCUUCCGCAGAAGGUAUAACGUCAGAUCGCAUAUUCAGACUCACUUGUGUGACCGUCCUUAUUCAUGUGAUUCCUGUGGAGCUUGUUUUGUUCGUCCACAUGAUCUACGGCGUCAUGAAAAGUGCCAUCAAGAUGAACGUCCAUACAAGUGCCCUUGUGGAAAAGGAUUCACUAGACAUGAUGCCUUGCAACGUCAUAGGAUACGAAUGAUUUGUGUUGGUGGUAUCGAGAUUCCGGGAAAGCCCAAGAAGCCUCCAGGAAAGAGAGGUAGACCACGCAAAGUACAGUCGAUGAUGCAAAUGCGCCCAUCAAACAGUUCAGAAGACUCUGAUGCUGACGAUGGUAUGGGAAGUCCUUUUAGCGAUCAGGGUCUGGAAUAUAUUGAUCAUGGCUCUGAAGCAAUUGCUGUCAAGGACGAAAUUAUUUGGAGUAGGUAG